Messenger RNA from Anopheles bellator, 2727 nucleotides. RefSeq names its product neurotactin (gene Nrt). The transcript is spliced from 2 exons. Lineage: Eukaryota; Metazoa; Arthropoda; Insecta; Diptera; Culicidae. The record is from RefSeq and is a predicted model, not a curated record. Bases 1 to 2727 code for a protein of 908 amino acids.
AUGGGUGAAACGGACGAGAAGGAAACAACGCCAGCGGCCGGUGCGACCGAAGCAACCGAGCAGGGUCAGAAACCGGCAACACCGCAACCGGCCGGCGACGGACCGGAGCCGGAGGCGAAGGAAACGGAGAAGCUGCUCGGGGAGAGCGGUGGUGGUGACAAGCCUGGCAAGGAGCAACAGCAGCAGGACCAGCAGCGCAAGAAGAGCACCGAAAACGUGGCCAACGGGGAGGAAAUCGUGAAGCUGCCGGAGGAAGCCGGCUUGGUCGACAAAAAGUCCGAUGGCCAGGCGGCGGAGCAGCCGGGUAAAGAGCAGCAGCCGCCGGCGGCCGGUGACACGAAACCGAACAAGGUGCAGGCCGAGGAGCGGGAAGUGAAACCGAAAAAGGUUCCGGCCGGAGCGUUCAAGUUGCCCGGGUUCUUCAACAAGAACAAGGAGAAAACGAAGGAAGCGGACGGAGCGGACAACGAGCUGCUGGAGAAGGGCGAAAAUGGGGAGCAGGCCAAGGACGCGAAGGUGCCGGCGGACGGUGGUGAGGCAAAGGAGGAGAAACCGAAGCGUACGGCCGGUGGGUUCUUCGCCAACCUGAAGCUACGCAAUCCGUUCGCCAAGAAAUCGGCGGCGGCGGCGGCGGCUGCGGAGGAUGUGGAGGCCGGUGCAAAGGCAGCCGAGGCGGCGGCGGAAGAGGAGGAGAAGGACGAAGUGACGGCCGAAGCGACGGACAAACCGAACGACGGGGGUGGCGAUGCGCCCGGAGAGGACACCAAAAAGGGCGAGUCGGCCGCUGACGAGACGGACGGUAGCCAGGCACCGAAGAAGGGUCUGCUGGACGCGCUGCGGGUCCCACUGGCCAGUAUCAUCCCGAAGCGGUUCAAACCGGUGGCGAGCGGGGAACCGGACGACGAUAUCGAGCUGGGGAAGACUCCGAAGAACCGGGCCGGGUUGGCGUCGAUGGAAACGCUGGACGAUUCGCUGAAGGACACCGAGACGAAGGAUGGAGUCGAUGGCAAGACGGGCGUCAACGGCACCGAUGGUGAGGCGCUGGUAAAGCCGGAGGACAAGGAAGCGAAGGAUAAGGCGGCCGAAGCGGAAGAGGACGCCCAGGAGCGCAGUCUGUUGCAGCGAGUUCAGGCGUACCGGUGUUCAGUCGAUGACAUUGCCAUCGUUGCCGGUAUCCUGAUCUUCCUGGUGCUCGUGGCACUGAUCAUCGCCUUCACGUUCGUCGGUAAAAGCGAACCCGUUACGGCACCGGUUCGCGAUGGCAAGUACAUCGAAACGGUCACCAACUGUGGGCGCGUCGAGGGCGUGCUCGAGGACGGUUCGUUCGCGUUCCGUGGCAUACCCUACGCGGUUCCACCGGUCGGGGAGAACCGCUGGAAACCGGCGCAACCAAUCGAGAGCAUCGAGCACUGCUGGAACGGUACGCUGAAGGCCCACAACUCGACCCCGGUCUGCUGGCAGUUUUACGCCGACGGCAAGGUGGACGGUGCCGAGGAUUGCCUCACGCUCGACGUCAUCACACCGCACGUGCGCUACGACAACCCGCUGCCAGUGGUGGUGCUGGUCGGGGCCGAAUCCUUCACCGGGGACUCGCCCGGUAAACUGCGGCCAUCGACACGCUACGCCCGUGCCCGUGACGUUAUCUUUGUGCGCCCCAACUUCCGGCUGAACGUGUUCGGAUUCCUUGCCGUGGAGCAGCUAACGAAGCGAGCCCAUCCGCCGACGUCCGGCAACUACGGGCUAACGGAUUUGAUGGUCGCGCUCAAGUGGAUCCAGCUGAACAUCCCGCACUUCGGGGGCGAUCCCAAGUCGGUCACCCUGUUUGGACACCGUGCCGGUGGCACGCUAGUGACGGCCCUCGCGUCGUCGAACAAAACUACCAAACUGUUCGCCCGGACCUGGGUCUCAUCGGGAGCCUCCAUAUUCCCUGGCAAACCGCUGGCCGACUCGGAGAAGGAGAAUGCACUGUACGCGAGCAAAGUGCGCUGCACGGACGCGACGUGCCUGCUGGACAAGGAGGACGAAGAGAUUUUGGAUGCGGUGCCCGACGUGUGGCGUCGCACGUUCCCCGAUCUGCCGGCGAUCGGUGAGCUGAAUGGUACCAGCAACGGUGGUGGUCACGAGUGGCUCGUACUGGACGGUAACAUCCUGCAGCAACACCCGGCCGAUGUUUGGAGCACGGACGUGUCGACCCACGUACGGUCCGUGUUCGGUUCCACCACCCACGAGGCCCACAAUGGUAAGCUGCACAACAAGUACACCGAGUGGACGCCGGAACUGGUGACGGCACACGUGAACGAGAGUGUGAUCGGGCAGCUUGGGCUGACGGAGGAGGCGCUUCGGCGGUACAACGCCACCUACCAGGGCCUGGUGGCCAUGAUUUCGGACAUCCGCACGAUCUGCCCCCUGCUGACGGUCACGCAGCAGCUGACCAGCUCUCAGUUCUACGUGGUGUCGCAGACGGGCGGUGCGCUCGGCAUGGCCGACGUCGACUCCGACAUUCAGGCCAUCCUCGGGCGGUACGAACCGAAGACGCCGGAACAGCGCCGGUACGUGUCCGCCAUCCAGCAGCUGUUCUAUCACUACGUGUCGCACGGUGAAAUCAAGCACGAGCUGCGAAAAAAGCUGCUCGAUAUCGGCCAGGACGCACUGCCGACGUACAACAGCGACAACUGCCUGUUUUGGAUCAAGAACGACGUCGUGCCGCGGUACGCACGGUUAGACUAA